Vigna radiata var. radiata (mung bean) is the source of this 1957-nucleotide messenger RNA. RefSeq names its product basic leucine zipper 61-like. The record is from RefSeq and is a predicted model, not a curated record. The transcript has 4 exons. Gene Ontology annotation, biological process: positive regulation of DNA-templated transcription. Lineage: Eukaryota; Viridiplantae; Streptophyta; Magnoliopsida; Fabales; Fabaceae. Gene Ontology annotation, cellular component: nucleus. The coding region runs from base 431 to 1369 and encodes 312 amino acids. Gene Ontology annotation, molecular function: DNA-binding transcription factor activity; DNA binding.
CAAUAAUCUCAUGCACAUGCUCUUUCUUUCUAUCAAUAUCAAUACAAAAUAGCUUAAAGAAAAAUAAGGGCAUCCACUAAAAAGACGGACACAAGGGCACGUGGUGGCUGAUUCCCACUACUUAUUAAACCACUGGCGACUUUCCAGUAACACCGUUCAAACCCAGCUGUUCAUAGCUGUCCAAUCUCUUCCCAUCUCCAUGUGACCCCAAACUUCAUCAUUCUGUUCUUUUUUCUUCGUGUGCCUUUCUUACCUCUAACAACAUUCCCCUGUGCUUGCUCGGAUUCUCAUUUCUGCUGCAUGUCAUAUGCAAUAUACACAUACAAUAAUGUGCAUAUUUUUCAUAGGGACAUCUACAACUGCAACAACAUUAACAUCCCACCUUAAUCUCUGCUAACACUUUCUUUCUGCUUUAGUCUCUGUCUUUCAAAUGGCGCAAUUGCCUCCAAAGAUUCCAAACCUGUCACCAAGUUGGCCGGACUUCUCUUCUCAACACCAGAAGAUGCCAUUGCCACCUCUUAACAACGACACCGCCGCCACCCAUCAAAAUCAAAACCCUUCUUGGGUGGACGAGUUCCUCGACUUCUCCUCCUCCCGCCGCGGCGCUCACAGGCGGUCGGUCAGCGACUCCAUCACCUACUUGGACGCACCCAUGAGGUGUGGUGAAAACAACAACCAUAAUAAUGGCAAUGGCAAUGAGUUUGACAGGUUUGAUGAUGAGCAAUUCAUGUCCAUGUUCACGGAUGAAGUAGUGCUCUCUGGGGUCCCCUUGCCACCACCAACUACCUUGUCUUCCUCUAACCCUUCUAGCCCUUCCGAUCAGAACUUCUUCCAUGAUGAUAAAGAGAGUAGCCGGAAGGAGAGGAAGCUGCAGAAGGAGGAAGAGGAGCACCACCACCAACUGAAAAAUGAAGUAGAUGAGGUUGAAAGCCAAUGCAUGCAGGAAAUUGCUCAGCCUCCAAAUGACACCAAUACUUCUUCUUCCAAUGAGAGAAUUACUGACCCCAAGAGAGUCAAAAGAAUCUUGGCUAAUAGACAAUCUGCACAAAGAUCGCGAGUGAGGAAGCUCCAAUACAUAUCAGAGCUUGAGAGAAGUGCAACUUCAUUACAGGCUGAAGUUUCAGUGCUGUCUCCAAGGGUUGCAUUUUUGGAUCACCAACGUUUGCUUCUAAAUGUGGACAAUAGUGCUCUGAAGCAAAGGAUCGCUGCCCUUGCUCAAGACAAGAUCUUUAAAGAUGCUCAUCAAGAGGCACUGAAGAGGGAGAUAGAGAGACUGAGGCAAGUUUAUGAGCAGCAGAGGCUGAAGAAGAUGGAAAAUGCAGGAGAUGUUCAUCAAAGAGAAAAGGAAGUACAACUUCUGAACGUUUGAAGAAGAUUUAUGAGAUGAGAGUGUGGUUGUUUUUACAUUAAGAGAAUUUUGAUUAGAGAGUUGAUCAAGUUUGAGUGAGUGAGUGGUGUGAAACAGCGGAGGCACGUGAUGUGUUUACUUUAAAAGGAGGGGACCACUGAAAGCUUGCAUGAUUAGAAUGCAGGGGAUCCACAUGUGCAGCAGUGGCAUCAAAAGAGAGGGUGGAAGAAACAGUUGUCUGUCUGCUUUAACUUGAUAGAUAGGACUGUGCUAUAUAUCUUCAUCAUUCUUUCAUUUCUUUUCUAUCUCUCUCAUAUGUAUAUGGAGAAAAAUACUUAGACAACAUUUUUUUAUAACAUUUGAACAUCAUCAUACGUGUCAUUGUGUGAUUGGUCUAUGGUGGUGUCAUUGUGUCAUUUGAACCAAUCACACAAUAACACAUAACACAUAUGAUGAUAUUCAAAUGUUGUAAAAAAAUAUUUUCUAUGUAUCAUUAUCUUAUGCCUCUCUACUCUCUAUUAUCUUUUCAUUUUUAUCAUCACCCAAAAUGUAAAUACUCAUUUCACACAAUUUGCCAUGUAUAUAUAUAAUAAUACUCUAGUUUUUCUC